AUGGCCAACCAUGAAAAGCUGUUAUCUCAGGUGUCGAAUCCGGACUUUGAGUUUUUGGCUGCGAAAUAUGUAGAAUUACGCAGUUUCUUGAAUAGCUCCUCCUCUGUCCGUGGAUUUGACUACUCGAAUCCACUCGCUCCUUAUAAGCUCUGUAGUGUGCUCGCUAAAGAGUAUUUUGAUCUCGACAUUAAUCUGAGCCCAUCCCACCUGUGUCCUCGAAUUGCUAACCGCUUGGAUUAUAUUCUCUGGAUUUACAGAUUACUAGAUGGAACAGAGCUGGUAAACGAGAAGCUUGUAGGACUAGAUGUUGGUACAGGGGCUUCGUGUAUCUACCCUCUUUUGGGAUGUGCAGUUUUUCCUGAUUGGAAGUUCUAUGCUACCGAAAUUAAUCCGGAAUCAAUUAUCCAAGCGAUGGAAAAUUGUAAACGAAAUGAAAUAAAAGUUGGUGAUCGUAUUAUUAUAAUGCCGGUCAGUGUUGACGAUGUACUCUUUCCUACGAACAAAUUUGCGUCGACCCCGAUGUUCACCAUGUGCAAUCCUCCAUUUUAUGAGAGCAGUAAAGAACUAGCUGAACGUACUCGGCUGAAAUCGUCGUCUCCAAAAACUCCCGUGCUUUGGGCUAAUGAUAGUGAGUUGUACACUAAAGGUGGUGAUCUAGAAUUCACACGCAGGAUGAUUGACGAAUCAUUAGAGCUGAAAGGCAAGAUCAAAUGGUAUACGACAAUGGUAGGCAAAAAGGAAACAUUGAUAUCAGUUGUAGCCAAGCUCAAGGAGUACAAUAUACAUAACUACGUGAUACAUGAAAUCUCUCCUGGAAAAGUCACUAAGCGGUGGGCGGUAGGUUGGUCUUUUACAGAUUACCAUCCUCGACGACAAGAUGCUAGAGUCGAGGGUAGUAAUCUGAGAAGCCUCAAUCCCGCUAAUAUCAGUGAGCUGAUGAUCCAAGUACCUAAUAAUGUCGUGAGGUCUAGCAGUAAUAGUAAGCGACUCAAAGGCGAUAUGUUUGCAAAACUCUUAUCAAUUCUCAGAGAAAUCGAAACUGAGCCUUAUUUCUCAGUGGAAGUUAAAAGUGAGAAAAAUAUUAUUGUCAAGUUUACAUUUGCGACUUGGACAAGGUCGUUUCGAAGAUCUGGUCUGGGCAGUAACAGGGUGUCUUCUGGCGAAACUAUUAUUUCUGUUGAGGUCAAUCAGCAAGCUCUAAAUUUAAAUUUGUGGUGGAAGUAUGGAUCUAAUUAUAAGCUUUUCGAGAGUUUCUCAGGAAUGCUGAAAACAAAACUCGCUUUAGAUACUACAAAUAUUUGA
Sugiyamaella lignohabitans is the source of this 1302-nucleotide messenger RNA. RefSeq lists its product as uncharacterized. The transcript has a single exon. The coding region runs from base 1 to 1302 and encodes 433 amino acids. Gene Ontology annotation, molecular function: 23S rRNA (adenine(1618)-N(6))-methyltransferase activity. Gene Ontology annotation, cellular component: nucleus. The record is from RefSeq and is a predicted model, not a curated record. NCBI's taxonomy places the organism in Eukaryota, Fungi, Ascomycota, Dipodascomycetes, Dipodascales, Trichomonascaceae. Gene Ontology annotation, biological process: rRNA base methylation.